UCACCUCACCCCACACCCACCCACCCAAUCCACCCUCCACUGCUCUCCCUCCGCUCGUCCCCGCUCGUCCUCCCGCGCCAUGUCCGAGGAGGACGAGGACCAGGCGGGGGCGCCGCCCAAGCGGCCGCGCGCGGCGUCGCCGCCUCCUCCUCCUCCGCCGCCGCCGCCCGACCAGGUGCUCGACAACGUGCUCGAGACGGUGCUGCAGUUCCUCCGGGCCCCGGGCGACCGUGGCGCGGCCUCCCUCGUCUGCCGCUCCUGGCACCGCGCCGAGUCCGCCACCCGCGCCUCCGUCGCCGUCCGCAACAUCCUCGCCGCCUCCCCGGCCCGCGCCGCGCGCCGCUUCCCCAACGCGCACCACAUCCUGCUCAAGGGCCGCCCCCGCUUCGCCGACUUCAACCUCCUGCCCCCCGGCUGGGCCGCCUCCGCCUUCCGCCCCUGGGCCGCCGCCCUCGCCGCCGCCGCCUUCCCCGCGCUCCGCUCCCUCUCCCUCAAGCGCAUCACCGUCACCGACGACGACCUCGACCUCCUCGCCCGCUCCCUCCCGCCCUCCUUCCGCGAGCUCUCCCUCCUCCUCUGCGACGGCUUCUCCUCCCGCGGCCUCGCCUCCCUCGCCUCCCAUUGCAGAGGGCUGCGUGUGCUCGACGUGGUGGACUGCGAGCUCAACGAGGAGGAGGACGACGAGGUGUCGGACUGGGUGGCGGCGUUCCCGCGCGGGCACACCGACCUCGAGUCCCUCUCCUUCGAGUGCUUCACCCCGCAGGUACCCUUCGCCGCGCUCGAGGCUCUCGUGGCGCGCUCGCCGCGCCUCCGCCGCCUGCGCGUCAACCAGCACGUCUCGCUCGGGCAGCUGCGCCGGCUCAUGGCGCUCACGCCCCGCCUCACGCACCUCGGCACGGGCUCGUUCCGGCCAGGGGACGGCGCCGAGGACGAGGGGCUCGACUUCGGCCAGAUGUUGACCGCCUUCGCGGCGGCCGGCCGGGCCAACUCGCUGGUCUCGCUGUCCGGCUUCCGCGAUCUCGCGCCGGAGUACCUGCCGACCAUUGCCACGGUGGCCGCCAACUUAACCAGCAUGGACCUGAGCUACGCCCCUGUCAACCCCGACCAGGUCCUGCUCUUCAUCGGGCAAUGCCGCAGCCUUGAGACGCUAUGGGUGCUCGACUCAGUGCGCGACGAGGGGCUCCAAGCCGUGGCGAUGUGCUGCAAGAAGCUCCAGGUUCUCCGCGUGCUCCCAUUGGACGCGCACGAGGAUGCCGACGAGCUGGUGUCGGAGGUCGGGCUCACCGCCAUCUCCGAGGGCUGCCGUGACCUUCGGUCCAUUCUCUACUUCUGCCAGAGGAUGACCAACGCCGCCGUCAUCUCCAUGUCGCACAACUGCCCUGAGCUGAAGGUGUUCCGGCUGUGCAUAAUGGGGAGGCACCGGCCAGACCACGUGACGGGGGAGCCGAUGGACGAAGGGUUCGGCGCCAUUGUCCGCAACUGCAGCAAGCUCACCAGGCUCUCCACGUCCGGGCACCUGACGGAUCGAGCAUUCGAGUACAUCGGCAACUACGGCAGCUCCCUGCGGACGCUCUCCGUGGCGUUCGCCGGAGACAGUGAUCUGGCGCUGCAGCACAUCCUCCAGGGCUGCUCCAAGCUGGAGAAGCUCGAGAUAAGGGACUGCCCGUUCGGCGACGCCGGCCUGCUCUCCGGCAUGCACCAUUUCUACAACAUGCGGUUCGUCUGGAUGUCGGGCUGCAGCCUGACGCUGCAGGGCUGCCAGGAGGUGGCGCGGCAGCUCCCACGGAUGGUGGUGGAGCUGAUAAACAGCCAGCCUGAGAUCGAGAAGACAGACGGCGUCGACAUCUUAUACAUGUAUCGGUCGCUGGAGGGGCCAAGGGAGGAUGUUCCACCAUUUGUGAAGAUCCUGUGAGAAGAUUAUAGGUGCUUGGCAUCCUCGGUGCAGAUCAAAUGCAUCCCAUGUAGCAAGACAGUAGCACGCCGGAGUCGCAGAUAUGAGAGCAGCAGCAGAGUGUUCGUUCAGCCAUUGUUGUUGUAGUAGCUGUGUAGGGUUCAUAGGUAUUUCCAACAUUUUCUACGAGAAGAUCAUAAGCGCGGCGGAGCAUGCUUCUUCGAGGGGGGGCUUCAUCAAACGCCGCUUCCUCAGUUUUGCUUGCUGCUCCGAGAGGCCGCCUUCUGCUUCGGCAUGGCGGCGAUGGUUUCCCUAAUUUUUUCGAAGCGAAUCUUGUUAUCAUCAUCAGAUUAAAUUCAUUAACACUUCUAUUCCAUGUUCUUGUUUCGCAUGGUUUCCCUUCCAUAGUUCAUUAGUCUGAAUUCUGAAAUAAUUUCUCCUGAAUCGAGCCGUGUUAUUUUUUUGGGA
Aegilops tauschii subsp. strangulata is the source of this 2359-nucleotide messenger RNA. Its product is annotated as transport inhibitor response 1-like protein. NCBI's taxonomy places the organism in Eukaryota, Viridiplantae, Streptophyta, Magnoliopsida, Poales, Poaceae. The record is from RefSeq and is a predicted model, not a curated record. Gene Ontology annotation, biological process: SCF-dependent proteasomal ubiquitin-dependent protein catabolic process. Gene Ontology annotation, cellular component: SCF ubiquitin ligase complex.